CUUCCUCUUCUUCUUUGGUGCUUUAAUAGCAGGUCGUGUACUGCGGCGCCACCUGCUGUUUGGGAAUGUGUAGUCUCCUGAGAAAGAAAACAAACGCCAGCACUGCCGUGCUGACAAAAAUAUAGAUGUUAUCGGGGCUCGUCGCAAUGAUAUCGGACCGAUAAGAAUGACGUAAUAAUUUCCUGCUAUCAGCCCGAUAGUUAUCGUGCACCCCUAGUUGUAACCAUUAAUGCUCUGAAUAAUGAUUAUUUAUUGAAGAGGAUGGAUUAUUGUUUUUAAAUCCUUUGAUCAAUCACCCAAUGAUAGAGAGAAACAUUUUUCUAACAACAGUUUCCUGAAAUAACUACUUGGCCUGUGAGCAGUUCUGAUGGUCAAAAUUAACUUGUAGCGCAUCAAGGGACUGAUUCUUCUCAUCUGUUGUUUAUGUAUUUUUUAAUUACUGUCCCUAACACACAAAGCUACCAGGGAUGAUUGAUGUAAAAUGUUUCCAUGAUGACAAAAUGAUCUAAUAAUCUCUUACAUUAUAAACAGUAACAACAUAUUUGCUAUACAAAGUUAUUAUUUGCAAAUAAAACUAUGACAGUUGGCAGCAGGUGUAAGGUACUGACCUUUUUUUCCUUUUUUACAGACAACAAAAUCUGCUCCCCACUUCUGCUCUUGAAGCUGUAACAAUGGCAUUGAGCAAAUCAUCUGGAUUCGACCACAUCUCCAAACGUCUGAUUCGUUCAGGAUCUCCUACAGUCUACCAGCUGAACACAAAGAAAGAGAAUAUUGGAACUCUGACAAGAAUUACUUUUGGUAAAAAAGACCCAAACAAGGAAAACAAAACCAUCUUGCUUGUUGGUGAGACAAAAACAGGAAAGUCAACUUUGAUCAACACUUUUGUGAACUACGCCAUGGGAGUGGAGUGGGAGGAUGAUGUCUGGUUCAACAUCGUAGAGAAGGUUGAUGAAGAAAGUGAAUCAGAAACCGAGACAUCUGAUGUGAUUGUAUAUGAGAUCUUUGGUUUUGAAGACAAACCUCUGCCCUACUCUCUGACCAUCAUUGACACUCCUGGAUAUGGAAACACCAGAGGGACUGAACAAGACCACAUCAUCAGUCAAAGACUGCUAGACCUGUUCCGCUCAGAGGACGGAGUUCAUGAGAUUAAUGUGGUGGGUCUGGUGCUGAAAGCUACUGAGAAUCGACUGAACGACCAACUGAGGUACAUCUUUGAUUCAGCGGUGUCUCUGUUUGGAAAAGACAUGGAGAACAAGAUCGUUGCCAUCCUCACACACUCCACUGGUGUGUCACCUGAAAAUGCUCUCACGGCUCUCAAGGCUGCAAACAUCAGGUGUGCUAAAGAUGCUGACAAACAACCGGUGCACUUCCUGUUUAAUAACUGUCAGCAAGAAGACCGAACAGAGGGCAAAGAAGUCCUGAUUCAGCGCAAUAAGAUUACAAAAACGGGAUGGAGCAAGUUCUCAGAAUUUCUGGAUCAAACUGAACCCCAGAAGCUGGAGACAACAGUGACUGUUCUGAACGAACGCAUCAGACUCAAAGCCUGCAUCCAGAACCUCCAAGAGAGAGUCGAGUUGAUUGAAAAACAACAGAAAGAAAUCCAACAGACUGAGGAAAUGCUGAAGAAACAUGAGCAAAAAAUGAGGAGCAACGAGAACUUCACCGUAGAAGUUGACGAGGUCUACAAAGAGAAACAACCCUUUAAAGGUGGAAUGUGGCUCGUGGUGUUUUAUGAAGGAGCUGUGUGCUGUACUAAAUGUGAGGAAAACUGCCAUUACCCUGGAUGUACAAUGGCCUGGUAUCCCAGGGACUGUGAGGUCAUGAGAAGAGGCCGAUGUACUUCAUGCAGAGGGAAAUGUCCUGUGUCUGAUCAUGUGAAAGAAGAGAAGAUCUACAUGACCAAGACAAGAAAAGUUCAGCAGACCCUUCAAGAAGUGAAAGAGAAGUAUGACAGGAGUAAAGCAGACUGUGAGAAGACUACCAGCCUUCUGGAGGAUCUGGAGAGGAAAAAGCAAGAACUUCAGAGAGACAAAGAUCAGUGGCUGGAGGAGUCUUUUAAGCAUGUUGUCAAUCUGGAGCAGAUCGCUCUGAAUGUGGAUUCACUGUCCACUCACAUCUAUCUGGACUUCCUGAUUAAGAAGAUGAAGGAGAGAGGAGACACAGAGAAGGUCCAGAAACUGGAGCAGAUGAAGGCUCGACUGGAUAAAGGAGCCAGAGCAGGCUUGCAAUACAUGUUUGGUAGAGUGAGAGCAGGUGUCACAUUUAACUACUGAUAGAUAUUUCAUGGUCCAAUGAACACUGGGCAUGCAUGAGAUCUGUGAUACGUGGUAACGUUGUCCAAUAUUGAGAGAAAAUAUGACUGAAGAUUGUCUAGAAGCCUUAUUAUCAUGCCACUGGGUUUCUGUUUUUUUCCCAUGUUCAAGAGACAAACCCUUCACAGCACACCAGUUUCAAAUAUGCAUGUUUCUGUGAUCAACGUCUGAGCAGUCUUUUACCAUGUGUUCACUACUGUGUUAUCUGUACACUGAUGAGUCUUUCUUUGGUCUUGGACAUUCAUAAAACACUGAUCUGCAAAGAUCUGCCUCAUUACAACUCAGCUUGUGGUUUUCCUUCUGAUGGUGUGGUUUAUGGGAGGCAGCUGUUUUUAUUUCUUCUUUAUCUGCAUAUUACCGUGUUUGAUCAAAGCUUUCAUGGUGUUUUUGUGUUGGCAGUGGUGGAAAUGGACAUUUUCAUUUCAUUAGAUCUCACACACUCAUGGAAGCGCCCCCUGGUGGUUAAGAACGGCGUCCUACUGCUGUACAGUAAAGAGGAACUCAGUUGCCACUUACCUUGUUUUAGUCAGCUCUAUUUACCAAAUCUUUAACUGGCUGAAGUACAGGAGGAGGAGGCACGCCUGGUUAAACUCCUACAGAACACCACCAGAGAAAGAAAACCUGGGAGGAGCAAAUAAAGGGUUAAUACUGUUAGACAGUCCGCUGCUCCUUUAGGGAAUGAUACAGGACUAGUUAGCAGACUUCUACUAAUCCUGACAUCAAAUAUGAUUCAAAUAUGAAUGCCAUUAUCUAAUACUACAGCACCAGAACGCUGACAGCUGACAGUGAUCCUCAGAAUAACAUUAAUGAUGUUCACUAAUAAGCACUCACCUGUGCUUUAAUGAUAAAGAAUUUCUGUCUCUCCUCUUCUCCCUCCAACAGCAGCAUUAUUCACCCAAACACUUUGUUCAUACAUCAAACCAUCCUUAUUUUUGUAGACCAGGUGCAGGCGUGGCGCACCUGCCCAGCGCCAACGGGGUGUGUCCAGGGCAUUUUGCAAUUUUCGUCCACGCCUCCGUCCCUCCCACCGGCACAAGUGGCAGAGAGGGAGGAGAGAAGGCGUGAGUGGGUUUAACACAGCCGAGUGUAACCUCCACCAAUCAAAUGAACGCCUCUCCUCGCCUUUAAAUGCGCUGCGGGCAAGGCGCAGUGCCAAUUUCACCUCGCCACCACCAUGGACGAAGACAGCAGCAGCAGCUCCAGGCAGUCAAACUCCUCCCAGGAGGAAACUGAUGUGCUGGUCCAGGAGGUCCAAGCUGGCAGUACCAGAAUAUAUGGUAAUGCUAACAGACCUCCUGGGCUGAUGAUGCAGAAACUGCCUGGGAGGAAGUUACUAAUAUUGUCAAUCAAGUUUGCCCAGAUAUUCUGAGAACCGCUGCCCAAUGUAAAAAACGGUUCAAUGAUGUAAGAAGGGCCAAAAAAUAAAAGCUGUCAGAGCAAAGAAGGCACACAGUGGCCACCGGGCUGCGCAUCAGAGGCCACGAUGCACGUCACUGUGUGGACCACCAUGUGGGACAGAUGUAAUCUGUUCCUGUGUCAUGAAUAGGAGUACAAAAUGAAGUGACAAUCACAUUAAACACAGCAGCAGGCUAAUCCAGGCAUCAUGCUUGUGAUCCACCUGCAUUCCUGCUCUG
Molecule: messenger RNA, 3946 nt
Organism: Cheilinus undulatus (humphead wrasse)
Lineage: Eukaryota; Metazoa; Chordata; Actinopteri; Labriformes; Labridae
Exons: 2
Coding region: 672-2273 (533 amino acids)
Molecular function (GO): GTP binding
Source: RefSeq, a predicted model, not a curated record